ACAAUUAGCCCUGCGAUUGCGAUGUGUUAAUUGUAACAUACGCAUUGAUACCCUUCGCCACCAUCUCGUUUUUGAACUGGAUACCAGAGUGGUUUCUAAGAUCUGCGAGUGGAGUUCUCCAAUAAUAGUACGUAUUUACAUACGUUCUUAUUUUAUUACACUAACAUAAACCGUCACACGCAAUCAUACAUCAUAAUACAACUCUAAUUCUUAUUUUAGAUCACUGAAGAAGAUUAAAUAUGUGAUGCCUGUAAAGAAUUGGCAAUGCAAUGUGUCAACUCCGGAUUAGCUAAUGAAUCUGGUGCCUCAUCUUGCCGUGGCCACAUACAUGUUUGCAUACUUUGUGGAAGCUCUCUGCGGAACCGUAAACAUGACCUUAUUGUGAGAGAGAAUCCAUCUCAGUUGCAACAAGCAAUACAUAUUGAACUUGAAAAUAGAAUUGCCCCACGGCAGGCAACUUCAACAGACCAUGUUUGUCAUCCCUGUUGGCUGAGACUCAAGAGAGCUGAUACACAUAAUAUGCAGCAAAAUAUUGAGCAGCAGGUAGAGCCGGAGCAAGAGCCUGAGCCGGAGCAGGAAUCAGAGCCAGAGCUUCAACCAAGAACCUGAAAGCUCUCCAAAUACAGACCAGCAAGCUGACGAAGUACCUGGGGUGAUUAGUUUACCACACUAUAGACGAGCGGCUAACACUGCAGCACAUUGUGUUUUUUCUGGUUGCCAGAACACAGAUUUGCACAGGAUUUCUGACCCUCUAAGAGCAACAACUCUUAGCAAACACAAAUAUUACUUGCCUAUAAAUGCUCGUAUUUGUGUAGACCAUACAUUUAGUACUGAUUGGGAUAUGUUGUUUGAUUCUCAAAAUAGUUAAGGAACAUUUACGGCUAACCAAGUGGAACAUGCACUUUCUUUUAUAAAUGCUUUUAACACAUUUCUCGAUUUCUCGAGUAUGGAAAGUGUUGAAAGAAUUGAUGAACGUUUGUUUCAUUAUUGGCUUGGAAUGAAUAAAAACCAAUUUGAACUUUUACUUUAUGAAGUUCCGCGUCUUAUAGAAACAUAUAGAGGCAUUUUGGGUUUUGGUGCUCUUCUAAUGAAGAUGAGAACUGGUGACUCAGACGACCGGUUAUCCCAGUUAUUAAUGGUUCCGAGACGAACAUUAGAAAGAUUAAUGGAUAAGGUUAGAGAGAUAUUGGUACAGAAUUUUGUGCCUAGAAAUCUAGGACUCCAACACAUAUCCCGUGAACAAUUGUUGCAACACAAUUUAAUGAUACCAAUGCAAUUUAUAAUCAAAAUAAUGAAAAUACAAUAAUUAUAUGUGAUGGGACAUAUAUUUAUAUAAACAAGAGUUCCAAUUAUAUGUUCCAAAAGGAUUCAUACUCCUUGCAUAAGUACGAAAACUUGUUAAAACCAUUUUUGCUGGUGACACCAGAUGGCUACAUUGUAGACUGCUUUGGCCCAUACAAAGCUACCACAUCUGACGCAGACAUAAUGAAAUCUCUUUUCAGAGAUGAAAACUCUCCUCUCAGACAAUACUUUCAAAAUAAUGAUAUUUUUAUUUUAGACAGGGGAUUUAGAGAUUCGAUUAGUUUGUUAGAGGCUUGCAGCUAUAAAACGUAUAUGCCGGAAUCCUUGGUUGAAGGUGAGCAUCAGCUCACCACCGAGCAAGCUAACAGGAGUCGAUGUGUGACCAUAUGCCGUUGGGUCGUAGAAGUCGUUAACGGGUACUUUAAACGAGACUUUAAAAUAUUCCGGCAAGAUUUUUUUAAUAAAACAGUUCCACAUAUGAUGCAAAUGUUUUCCAUAGCUGCAAGCCUUUUAAAUAAAUUCGGUGUUCGGUUAAAAAAUAGGAAUGAUGCUGAGCACAUCAUAAAUGUGAUUAGGGAACGAUUCCCAUUAAAUAAUAACUUAAUUGAAUUUGUAACCACUAUAAAUAUGAAUAGACGAACAUCCGAUUUUACUAGUAUUACAGCUCAUUCCAAUACUAAUAUUUUAUUUCCCCGUCUAGAAUAUAGUGAAGUUAUUUUAUUUGCCCUAGGAACAUAUCAGAUCCGACAAGCAAGCUCCUAUUAUAGUGAACAUGUCAGGUUUCACGGAGGGUAUCGAAUUGAAAUAAGCAAAGAAAACAUUAAUGUAACACAGUAUCGUUUGAGAGGAAGUGGAAACAAUUCACUCAUAAGAGGCAAAAUUAAAUCCAGACACAUUUCGAGAAAAGUUUAUUAUGUUUAUAUAUUAAUUGAAAAUAAUGUGUCUGGAAGGGAAGCUAUACCAGAGUAUUGCUGUAAUUGUUUAGUUGGUAGAAGAACGGUUGGGUGCUGUGCACAUGUUAUGACGCUUGUGUGGUAUCUUGGGUGGGCCAGGCAUCAGCCGACAAUAUCAGCGCCAGCAGCAUUUCUCGAUGCUGUAGUUGUAAGAGAGGAUGAAGAAUAA
Colias croceus (clouded yellow) is the source of this 2424-nucleotide messenger RNA. RefSeq lists its product as uncharacterized. Bases 1354 to 2424 code for a protein of 356 amino acids. The record is from RefSeq and is a predicted model, not a curated record. NCBI's taxonomy places the organism in Eukaryota, Metazoa, Arthropoda, Insecta, Lepidoptera, Pieridae. The transcript has 4 exons.